Messenger RNA from Nycticebus coucang (slow loris), 2708 nucleotides. RefSeq names its product sorting nexin 6 (gene SNX6). Gene Ontology annotation, biological process: intracellular protein transport. Gene Ontology annotation, cellular component: endosome. The record is from RefSeq and is a predicted model, not a curated record. Bases 767 to 1987 code for a protein of 406 amino acids. Gene Ontology annotation, molecular function: phosphatidylinositol binding; dynactin binding. NCBI's taxonomy places the organism in Eukaryota, Metazoa, Chordata, Mammalia, Primates, Lorisidae. The transcript has 14 exons.
UGCUGUGAGCUGUGAUGCAACAGCACUCUAACGAGGGCGACAAAGUAAGACUCUGUAUGUACAAAAAAAAAAAGAAAGAAAAGAAAAAAGAAUGAUUUUAUCUUGUUUGAAAUGCCUGAGGAUCACACCUGUGUGAUGCUUUCCAGCUGCACACUUAGGAGUAGUUCUGGGGAAAUUUCUUCCAACGAAGGAAAGAAAUACUCUUGUAAUGAGAACAGCUCAAUCAUUUUUAUAGUGCUCAACCAUCAGCGCCCCAAAACCUGAGGUAGUUAUUAGUUACUACCUUGCCAGCAAUAAAAGCUUGAUUACAGCCCCUGAUGGCUUAUUGCGGGAAGGCCUUUGGUUCCUCCAACUUCCAUAGACAAAGUGAUAAUAAUUGUGAUUAAUUAUUGUGUGGCACAAUACAAAGACUAGAUGAUGCAUAGUGGUUUCCAGAUGGCGCCUGCAAGGGAACUGGACAGCUCCUCCAAUGGCCUUAUAGGCCCUUUACAGAUCAGGGCCUGUCAGCCUUGAGCUGCCCCCAGCCCUGUGGGUCUGGGUUUGGGCUUUAGUGUACUUCCUUUCUCAGCGCUAUGACCUUGAGCAUAAGCCUCACCGUCUUUCUUCCUGGCUCACCGACCCGGACCCCCAGCGCCGAGCAGGGGGCGGGGCUGCUCCGAGGCCUGGUGCCGCCCUCUGCCGGCGGCCCCGCCCCUCCCGCCGCCGCCAGCUCCCUCUGACUGGUAGUGCGACGCGCGCCUGCGCUGGCCCUCGCCUCGGAGCAGCCAUGAUGGAAGGCCUGGACGACGGCCCCGACUUCCUCUCAGAGGAGGACCGCGGACUUAAAGCGAUAAAUGUGGAUCUUCAAAGUGAUGCUGCUCUGCAGGUGGAUAUUUCUGAUGCUCUUAGUGAGAGAGACAAAGUAAAAUUCACUGUUCACACAAAGAGUUCAUUGCCAAAUUUUAAACAAAACGAAUUUUCUGUUGUUCGACAACAUGAGGAAUUCAUCUGGCUUCACGAUUCCUUUGUUGAAAAUGAAGACUAUGCAGGCUAUAUUAUCCCACCAGCACCACCAAGACCUGAUUUUGAUGCUUCAAGGGAAAAACUACAGAAGCUUGGAGAAGGAGAAGGAUCGAUGACAAAAGAAGAAUUCACAAAGAUGAAGCAGGAACUGGAAGCUGAAUAUUUGGCAAUAUUCAAGAAGACAGUUGCAAUGCAUGAAGUGUUCCUAUGUCGAGUGGCAGCACAUCCUAUUUUGAGAAAAGAUUUAAAUUUCCAUGUCUUCUUGGAAUAUAAUCAAGAUUUGAGUGUGCGAGGAAAAAAUAAAAAAGAAAAGCUUGAAGAUUUUUUUAAAAACAUGGUUAAAUCAGCAGAUGGAGUGAUUGUUUCAGGAGUAAAGGAUGUAGAUGAUUUCUUUGAGCACGAACGAACAUUCCUUUUAGAAUAUCAUAACCGAGUUAAGGAUGCAUCUGCUAAAUCUGAUAGGAUGACAAGAUCCCACAAAAGUGCUGCAGAUGAUUACAAUAGAAUUGGUUCAUCAUUGUAUACUCUAGGAACUCAAGAUUCUACAGAUAUAUGCAAGUUUUUCCUCAAAGUUUCAGAACUGUUCGACAAAACAAGAAAAAUAGAGGCACGGGUGUCUGCUGAUGAGGACCUCAAACUUUCUGACCUUUUAAAAUAUUACUUAAGAGAAUCUCAAGCUGCUAAGGAUCUCCUCUACCGGAGGUCUAGGUCACUGGUGGAUUAUGAAAAUGCUAAUAAAGCAUUGGAUAAAGCAAGAGCGAAAAAUAAAGAUGUUCUGCAGGCUGAAACUUCCCAACAAUUAUGUUGUCAGAAAUUUGAAAAAAUAUCUGAAUCUGCAAAACAAGAACUUAUAGAUUUUAAGACAAGAAGAGUUGCUGCCUUCAGAAAAAAUUUAGUGGAACUGGCAGAGUUGGAACUGAAGCAUGCUAAGGGUAACCUACAGUUGCUGCAGAAUUGUCUGGCAGUGUUAAAUGGAGACACAUAAGCCACUCUCCGCCUUCCUGUUACAAAGGGCUGCCUUCCUUCAAACAUUAUUUUUCUUCAUAAUUUAGGCCUUUGUGCUCACUGGAAACAAAAAACAGCUGACAAGAGUGCAUCUCUUUUCUGAGCAACAGUGGUGUGGCGCUGUGCACAGACGAUGCUAGUCUAUGUGGGGAGCAGCUUUGGUCCUGAAUUGCCGUCCAUCACUGUCCUACUCAGAAGUCCAAAGUUCGUUCUUUUCCAGAGUAGCCUCUGUAACUGUGUUUAUGUUAUGAAUGGUAUUCCUUCUGGUUGCCAAUCUUAUUUACCUUUAAAAUAAUUUCUGAAGUUUAACCCUUUCAAAACGCAUCAUUCAAAUAAGAUAACAAAUGCCUUUCUUGAGUUUGGGGGUUUUGUUUUUGUUUGUUUUUUUUACUUCGUUACUUUGUUUUUAAAAGGCAUUGUAUACUACCUUAGUUCAUUCACGUAUCCUGGUAAAGCAUUCUAACCAGACUUAUUUUUGAUUAAUGAAUAUUUCCUAGAUGUUUUGGGACAGACUUUAUGUAAUCUUUAUGAUUUCUGAAGCAAAGCAAAUGCAUUAUUAGUACGUUUGCCUUAAACUUGUAGACUAAACCAAUUAUUGUAAAAAUAAACAGCGAUAACAUUGACGGUUUUUAACCAUAUGGUCAUUGUAUCACUCUAAAAUGUGGAGUAGCUGCAGUAAAUCUACUCCCAAACCAUGCGUU